AUGCCUAUAACAGUGGACAAACUUGUUAACGAUGAUAGAUUUUCUGGAGAAAAUGUUUUACAGUUCAUAUUGUAUUUGCCCUUUGGAAUAGUACUUCUGGCUAUACGAAUAAUUUUAGCAUUAAUUCUUUGGAUUGCUUCAAUAUUAUUGCCAAACACUCAAACUGUGAGACAACUAUUGUCAACUUUCGCUUGUUGCACUUUUGGAGUAUAUGUAAAACUGAAGGGUAGUAAAGAUCCUCGUUGUAGUGUGAUGGUCGCCAAUUGUGUGUCUUGUCUCGAUGCACUGGCUGCAUCACAUGUAUUGGGCACAGUUAGUCUGAAAAAAUGGAAAGUGCCACCAUUUUUUGCAUCCACUUUAGGCAUAAAGAAUGCAGCUCAAUUUGUGAGAAAGCAGCAUUUCGCUGACGGUCCAAACAAGUCGAUGCUCUUACAGCCAGAAGGGGGUGCUACUAACGGCAAAGGUCUUUUGAAGUUCACCGAAUGGCCAGUUCAAAUUGGGAACAGAAUUCAGCCGGUGACCAUUAGUAAGUAUUAA
This is a messenger RNA of Diatraea saccharalis (sugarcane borer), 537 nucleotides long. The record is from the annotation of a GenBank genome assembly. NCBI's taxonomy places the organism in Eukaryota, Metazoa, Arthropoda, Insecta, Lepidoptera, Crambidae.